UGUAGUUCAUUCUCGGACUUCCGUGUUCUUUCACUACUACCAUCAACCAACCGGCCGACGCAGAGGAACAAGCAGAAUGUCUCAUCAAACCGGCAUCCAGGCUACCGGGGAAGUGAAAGAAAUCUUUGCAAGGGCUCGGAAUGGUGAAUAUCGGCUGAUCAAAGUAGUGAUUGAAAAUGAGAAGCUAGUUCUUGGCGGAAGCAAACGUGCUGCCAAGAAAUGGGACCAAGAAUGGGACAGCUAUGUUCUUCCUCUCGUGGAGGAUGACAUGCCUUCAUACCUUCUCUACAGGUUGGACACCACCAAUAAUCAGGGUUAUGAGUGGAUCUUUCUGGCCUGGUCUCCAGAUCACUCUCCAGUUCGACAAAAGAUGUUAUAUGCUGCUACGAGGGCUACGGUGAAGAAAGAGUUUGGUGGUGGACACAUUAAAGAGGAGAUUUUUGGCACAGUGAAGGAUGAUGUCUCUCUAAAUGGCUAUAAAAAGUACCUCACCUCCCAAGCAGCACCUCUUCCCCUGACAGCAGCAGAAGAGGAACUGAGGCAAAUCAAACUCAGCGAGCUGCAGACAGACAUCCAUGUUGACACAAAACAGCAGACUCUCCAAGGUGUGGCUUUCCCCAUGCAGAGAGAAGCUAUUCAGGCCCUGGAGCAGUUCAAAGAGAAGAGGAUUAACUAUGUUCAACUGGAAAUUGAUUUUCCUAAAGAAUCCUUCAAGUUGUCCAGCACAACCCCUACAGAAUUGAGAGACCUGCCGAAAAGGAUUCCUAAAGAUGCAGCGAGAUUUCACUUUUUCCUCUACAAACACUCCCAUGAAGGAGACUACCUUGAGUCCACAGUGUUCAUCUACUCUAUGCCUGGUUAUAAUUGCAGCAUCAAAGAGAGAAUGCUGUACUCAAGCUGCAAGAACCCUCUCAUAGACACAGUGGAGAAAAACUUGGGCAUUGAAAUAGCUAAGAAGUUGGAGAUUGACAAUGGCGAUGAACUGACUAGUGAUUACAUGUACGAAGAGGUCCAUCCCAAGCAGCAUGCACACAAGCAAGCCUUUGCCAAACCCAAGGGGCCAACUGGGAAGAAGGGUGGUCGUAGAAUCACACGGGCGCCAGGGGAUGGCGUUGAUGAUGAUUAAACCUCUUCCACCACCAACCUACUCCAAGACAGUGGUACACUCCGUCCUUGAACCGAAUCCCCAGUUUUACCUAGAGUCAAGUAGACCACAACCCUGUAGACUGAUCUAUGCACAAAGUAAAACACUAAGCCUGUGAAAUGACAUAUUGUAGCUUGCAAUAUGAAGUUUGCGGUACACGAGAAUGUAUUUACAAAGCUUUCAUUUGCAUUCAAGGAUGCCAUCUGUGAUGUUCCUGGAGACAGUUUUAACACUAUUACACUGUUUACCUGCAUAUUGUAGAUUGACUUGUUUAUUUAGCUCAGAAGACUAUGAUACACAGUGCAAUAUUGUUGAAAUAGACACUCCAUUUAGUGCUUGUUUUUCAGAUAUAGAUAUCGAUUGCUCAAAAAGAUGAUUUUCAAGAAAAACCUUUGGUUUCCCAUAAAUGGAUAUCUAGUCUAGCCCAUGUAUAAAUCGCACUUUUGAUGGUAGCUUUACAGUUAAAUAAAAUUUUAGCUGAGGACUAGGGUUAAUAUUUGUCUGACAGAUUAGCUUCAGAACAGGGUAGUUUAUGCCAAGAUUAGGCUUGAUUUAUAUUUGGAAAACAAGCCCUGAAAGUUAAACAGUCCAUGGUUGGUCUUAACUAGAGUCCAUAAAUCCAUGAAUGACUGAACAACCCUGAUCAGGAAGGUCAGAAGUUCAGCUAUGUUUUAUGAGUUGCAAGCAUUAUAAAUUAACUUUCUGAUUGAAUAGGUCAUAAAACAGUUUGGCGUUCCUAUUGAAAAUCAGGCCGCCUUAAAGAGUGACCAAAUAAGUCACAUUAGGACAAAGUUAAUCAGUAUUUUGACAGCCUCAGAAGCAUUUUGAUGAAGGAUUUGCCAAUAGUAACGCGCUGAAAAUGUUCCAAUACCUUUAUACCUAUUUUAAAACGUGUAUUAAGUCUUAAAAGUUGUGAUUUUUAAUGUAGGAAUGUUUAAUUAUAGAGAGAUGAAUAUAGAGUUUGUAGAGGAACCAGUCAUAACACACAAAUCAGAAACAGCGAUGCUCUCUGCACCUUAGCUACUUUUCACGUUCCUCUAGUGAAGACUAAACCUGCAGAGAUACUAUUUUUCUAAGCCUGUACAGUUGUAUGUCCAGAUAAUGUUGUUGUCUAACAUCUUGGAAUGAGUGUCCAUGGUUUCAAGUGUUUAUGGCCAUCUUUUCUGUUUCAGCAAAUGUUUUUGGCCUCCAUUUCAUGGCAUUCACAACCGCAUUAAUGUAUACAGUGCAUGAAGGUUACUUAGCAUCUAAUUUGGGAUGCCAUUGAAGCCACUUAUAAGGGAAGGGAUUACAUGUCCCAGAGUUCCAUCUACUGAUUCACAACAGGCAAACCACUAAUAACAUGUCUUCUAUGUGAGGGUAAAUGAAGUCUUGAAUGGAAUCAUUAUAGUUCAAAGUCAUUAAUGUCUUUUUCUAUGCAUUGUGUAAGAAAGGGGGAGAGAAAAAAAUAAAAUAUUUGAA
Xyrauchen texanus (razorback sucker) is the source of this 2605-nucleotide messenger RNA. It is a transcript of the gene twf1b, whose product is annotated as twinfilin actin-binding protein 1b. Gene Ontology annotation, molecular function: actin filament binding; actin monomer binding. Gene Ontology annotation, cellular component: actin filament; myofibril; cytoplasm. The transcript has 9 exons. Bases 77 to 1126 code for a protein of 349 amino acids. Lineage: Eukaryota; Metazoa; Chordata; Actinopteri; Cypriniformes; Catostomidae. Gene Ontology annotation, biological process: barbed-end actin filament capping; positive regulation of neuron projection development; regulation of lamellipodium assembly. The record is from RefSeq and is a predicted model, not a curated record.